Molecule: messenger RNA, 4576 nt
Organism: Cavia porcellus (domestic guinea pig)
Lineage: Eukaryota; Metazoa; Chordata; Mammalia; Rodentia; Caviidae
Gene: Vps36
Product: vacuolar protein sorting 36 homolog
Exons: 14
Coding region: 66-1226 (386 amino acids)
Biological process (GO): protein transport to vacuole involved in ubiquitin-dependent protein catabolic process via the multivesicular body sorting pathway
Cellular component (GO): ESCRT II complex; late endosome membrane
Molecular function (GO): phosphatidylinositol-3-phosphate binding; ubiquitin binding
Source: RefSeq, a predicted model, not a curated record
CUGCGCGGCUCGCGGGCCCCGAGCGCCGGCGCGGGCGAGCGGCGGAGGCCGGCGCGGCGGCGGCCAUGGACCGCUUCGUGUGGACCAGCGGCCUUCUGGAGAUCAACGAAACCCUGGUGAUCCAGCAGCGCGGCGUGCGCAUCUACGACGGCGAGGAGAAGAUAAAAUUUGAUGCUGGGACCCUCCUCCUUAGUACACACCGACUGAUUUGGAGAGAUCAGAAGAAUCAUGAGUGCUGCAUGGCCAUUCCUUUGGCCCAGAUUGUGUUCAUUGAGGAACAGGCUGCUGGCAUUGGGAAGAGUGCCAAAAUAGUGGUCCAUCUGCACCCAGCGCCUCCUAACAAAGAACCUGGCCCAUUUCAGAAUAGUAAGAACUCUUACAUCAAACUCUCCUUCAAAGAACAUGGCCAGAUAGAGUUUUAUAGACGUUUGUCAGAGGAAAUGACACAGAGAAGAUGGGAGAACAUACCAGUUUCCCAGUCAUUACAAACAAAUAGAGGAUCUCAGCCAGGAAGAGUAAGGGCUGUUGGAAUUGUAGGUAUUGAAAGGAAACUGGAAGAAAAAAGAAAAGAAACUGACAAAAACAUUUCUGAGGCCUUCGAAGACCUCAGCAAGCUAAUGAUCAAGGCUAAAGAAAUGGUGGAAUUAUCAAAAUCAAUUGCUAAUAAAAUUAAAGAAAAGCAAGGUGAUAUCACAGAAGACGAGACCAUCAGGUUUAAAUCCUACUUGCUGAGCAUGGGAAUAGCUAACCCAGUUACCAGGGAAACCUACGGCUCAGGCACACAGUACCACAUGCAGCUGGCCAAACAGCUGGCUGGAAUAUUACAGGCGCCUUUAGAGGAGCGAGGGGGAAUAAUGUCACUCACCGAGGUGUACUGUUUAGUCAACCGAGCUCGAGGAAUGGAAUUGCUCUCACCAGAAGAUUUAGUGAAUGCGUGUAAGAUGCUUGAAGUGCUGAAAUUACCUCUCAGGCUCCGGGUUUUUGACAGUGGAGUCAUGGUAAUUGAGCUUCAGUCCCACAAGGAAGAGGAAAUGGUGGCCUCAGCCCUGGAGACGGUUUCAGAGAAGGGUUCCCUAACAUCAGAAGAGUUUGCUAAGCUUGUGGGAAUGUCUGUUCUCCUAGCCAAAGAAAGGUUGCUGCUUGCAGAAAAGAUGGGCCAUCUUUGCCGAGAUGACUCUGUGGAAGGCUUACGGUUUUACCCAAAUUUAUUUAUGACACAGAGCUAAAGGGUUUGCAUUUGAAAUACUUCAUGUUCAUACACUUGCAUCGUUUAGCAGUUGUGUGACACUAAGCUAAUUGGUAAAUCCUGAUUAAACUGAGAAUUCAGUAGGACUUCAUAGUAUAAUAUAAAACUUUUAAAAUCACUCCCUAAAUAUUACGGUCCUGGAAACUUAUUUAGGAUAUAUAAAGAAAAUACAGAAAAAUGAAUGCCAGUAUGAAUUUAAAAUCAUGCUAUAUCUGUGCAGAACCUUCAGAGCUUAACUUAAAACAUAGCAGGUUUUAACUUGAAUCCCAUUGUCUUACCAUUUUAUAGAGAAUUUAAGUUCUUGGGGGAAGAAAAAGAGAAGCAGCUGCAUGUUUGGACAGCUUAGAUUAUUGUUUUGAUGUUCAUGGGAUUAAGUGUUUUUCUUUGUGUCUGAUGUGCCUAUUUGAGGCAGAGGGUACAUGAAGGAGGUGGUUGUUACAGGGUAGUUUAAGAACCCAGCUGCACUGGAACAGAAUAUCAAACUGCAGAAUGCUGUACAAGGCUCACUAAGGGGUUUUCUAGGCGGUCUUAAGCAUGUCUUCAACAGAGUAAAUAACAGACCUUUAGAACAGGAGCAGGCUGGGGUAUGGCUCAGAGGUGCUACAACAUUCACAAAGCCCUGGGCUCCAUCCACCCCCAGCAUGGCAGCCAAAAGAAAAGAAAAGAAAAGAAAAAAGUUAACGUAUAUACACUUCAACUAGUUUCUUUUUAUUUAUUUUUUAGUGAUGAUUUCAUGGCUGGCAUUUACAGAAUGAAACUGUAUAAUUAUGUUUUUAAAAUGCUGUGGAUUUUGAAAGUAAAUUAAAGAGCCGUAUAGACCUGCCCAGAGUUAUGAUUACAGAUUUGGGAGCCAGACAGUUAGGAAUUCCCUAGGAUUGUUGUAUAAGUUGAAGAGCAGAUGGAACCUUUAACUACUUUAACUCACAGGAACCUGAGUGUGCUUUUACUUGGAAGCCAAGGAUGAGAAAUAGAAAAAUAGAAAAACCGAUAAACUCCUUUCUCCUCUUCUCUCAUAGAAGAGUCUUAACACUGAACUUUAGAAAUCUUUCUAUCAUAUUCUAGCAAUAUUUUUUCCUUUUUCCAUAUACAUUGUGAGUUGUGUAGAGAAACUGUCUUGGUAAAAAAAAUUUUUUUGUUAAAUUUUUAAAAAAUUUUACCGAGAAAAUAUAAACUGGCCAGUGCCACCUACAGAUUGCUUGAAUGUUAAAGUAGACUGCCUGACUUUGUAUUUUUCCACUCUCCAGUGUAUAGUGUGUUGGUCUUGCUCAUACUCAGGGACACACAGGACAGAAGGAAACUGAGCAUGAUUUGGGAGUGGAAAGGAAGUGGGGUGUUCACCAAGCCUCCAGGAGGGGUAGCACCUACACGGGGGGGGGGGGAUGCCCAAGUGCACACUCUGGGGUCUCCAAGACGGUUUGCACUGGGUGGGGUGGAAGCCACUGCCAGAGGCCACUGUAGAUGCCCUCUGAGGAAGUGCUAAGGUCCUCAGCCACCAAACCAGGGCUCCCAACCCUGGUCCCUUCCCGAACAGUGGCUGUUUGUGCUAUGGCCCGCCAGUGUCACAGGAAUGCUGGGGCCAAGGCAUUGUGCUUUAGUCUUCAUUUUCUAAAGCUGUCACUGACUGUUCAUUGUGGUGACAGGUCUCUUAAUUACCUCAUUGCUCAGCCUCAGGUUUAUUUGGGGGGUAAUUCAGUGAUGUCUGGCUGCCCAAGUCUUGUAGGGGUUAGCUGGACCACUGUGUAUGUCUUGCCUCUCUGGGUUUCACACACUGUCACAUGACUCUGACAGACUUGUACACACACAUACAUGCACAAAUGCACACAAACCUGGUAUCUCAUUUGUCUAAGCUUAACAUUAAAAGUGAUAAAGGAUCUUGUUUCACCAGUUGAAACAGUUGCAAGUAGAGUUGUUGGAGCUACUGGGUCUAGCUCUAAAGGUUUGGAUUCAUUAGGAAAACCUACAUAAUUUAGUAUAUUUAUUUACAUUAGUGUGGUAACGGACUAACAAAAUGGGGUAAUCUGAGUUCUAUAAAGUGAACUAUAGGGAAGAAAAAUGACAUGAAUAUACUUUGCAAAUGUCACAUCAUUUAAAAACAAGUGAUUUUUAUUAUUUUAUUUUUAAAGUGGGCAUUCUUCACUGUUUCUAGACCCCUGUAUUUUUAUUUUUUGCCAAAUUAGGUGUUAUUUUGGCCCUUUAUUGGUAGAAGUCAACCAGUCAGGCGCUCUAAGUACAAAAACGUUCUGCUUGGUGCUUCUCACUUGUAUAAUUAUUUUUGAUUUCCUAACUGUGCUCUUAAGAGCAUGAAUCUCUUUAUAGCUUUAUUGUAAUGGAAUAUUUCUAUUCACUAUCAAGGAUAAUUUUUUUACAUUGUAUUAAGUGAAAGUUGUUUUCAGGGUUAACUGAUUGGUAUUAAUGUAUAUAAAGUAAAAUUAUUUCAAAAUUUUAAAAUGAUUUUGUUAACUUGGUAUUUUAAAAAAUACUCUAAAAAUAUUUGAAAACGUUAGGCAUUAGUCAUACUGUCAAAAUGUUAAGAAUUUUUCUUUUAAAUUUUAUAAUUAAGCAUUGCUUAUAAAUAUUUAUGACUUUGAGGUCUUACUAUUUUAGUUAUCUCUAAGAAAUAGGAAAGAGGCAUGAAUUAUUUCUUUGCUUUUUCCUCAAACUCUUCCUGUGAAUUCCACUGUAGACUGACUGCAGAUGCGCUGUGUCGUGUUCUCACCAGCAGAGGUGGACCAGACGUGAACUCAUAUAUUGUUGUUCCCAUACUCAGAUCCUUAAAAAGGUUCUCUUUUGCCCAGCAAUCACAAAGACUUUAUUUUGGAACAGUGGAGUCCACAACUUGUAACGUGGUUAGGUUUUUGUUUUUGUGGUACAGGGAAUUGAACUCAGGACCUCAUGCUUGCCAGGCAGGUGCUGUGUCACUGAACUAAAUCCCUGGCCUCUGAGAUUAGGUUUUAAAGACUGCUGAAGGACAAAAUUAAGCACGCUCAAAGCGAGCCUUUAAAAUCUCUUCAGUUGCCAAUGGAGUUCCAAGUCUCAUUUCCUGUGGAGUGAUAUGUAGGUUUGAGUAUAUCAUACAGAUAGUAAGUCAAUGUAUAUUAAAACUGCAGACCACCAUUAGACUUUUCUAGUAUUAAUAAUUAUACUGUGUAAACGUGUGUGUCUUUUUGCCAAUAGGUAUGGUUGGGUUUGUGUAACUGUAUUACCGAUCCUGUCCCAAUCUAGAGUGUAAGCUCCACUCGGGCAGAGUUCUUUUCUUUGUUUAUGUAUAUGUCCCCAGAACCUAGAGCAGGGCCAGCACAGAAAACAUUGAAUAAAGAUGUAGUGAAUGAA